Schistosoma turkestanicum is the source of this 216-nucleotide messenger RNA. The record is from the annotation of a GenBank genome assembly. Lineage: Eukaryota; Metazoa; Platyhelminthes; Trematoda; Strigeidida; Schistosomatidae.
AUGAUCAGUUCAAAUCUACCAGUUGGUGCUUUGGUUGUUAGUAAAUUGCCUAAUUAUGAAGUAGUAUCAUUCGCCGAUCAUGAUGCUGAUGAUCAAGCUCAUAAACAAUCAUUGAAAUGGAAUUCAAAUAAACUCUUUCAACGGAAUCAAUUCAAUGCAUUGGGUUUAUUCAUGAAAAUUGACAAUGUUCACAAUACAUGGAAGAGAUUGAAUGUA